Durotheca rogersii is the source of this 1980-nucleotide messenger RNA. Its product is annotated as DNase I-like protein. Lineage: Eukaryota; Fungi; Ascomycota; Sordariomycetes; Xylariales; Xylariaceae. The coding region runs from base 1 to 1980 and encodes 659 amino acids. The record is from RefSeq and is a predicted model, not a curated record. The transcript has a single exon. Gene Ontology annotation, molecular function: sphingomyelin phosphodiesterase activity. Gene Ontology annotation, cellular component: cytoplasm.
AUGGACGAGCUACCCACCGAGCUCAACUUCAUCACCCUCAACUGCUGGGGCCUGCGGCACCUCAGCCAGCGCCGCUCCGAGCGCCUGACCGCCAUCGGCCGCCAGCUCGCCGCCGCCGAGCCCACCCCGCACAUCGUCGCCCUGCAGGAGGUCUGGACUCAGGAGGACUACCGCAGUAUCCGCCGCGAGACCCGCCUCGUCCUGCCCUUCGGCAAGUACUACCAUAGCGGCACCCUCUUUGGCGGCGGCCUCGCCAUCCUCUCGCGAUGGCCUAUCGAGGAGAGCACCAUGUUCCGCUACCCGCUCAACGGCCGCCCCACCGCCUUCUUCCGCGGCGACUGGUUCGUCGGCAAGGGCGUCGCCUGCGCCCGCAUACGCUACGGCCCCGCCGAAAAGGACGUCGUCGAGGUCUUCAACACUCACACCCACGCCGAGUACGAGCACCCGCCCCGUCGCUCCGACAGCUACCUCGUCCACCGCAUCGCCCAGAACUGGGAGAUGGCCAAGCUCGUGCGCGGCGCCGCCGAGCGCGGUCACCUCGCCGUCGCCCUCGGCGACUUUAACAACGUGCCCCUGUCGCUCUCCUACCGCAUGCUGACCGCCCACGCUCCGGUCCGCGACGUCUGGCGCGUCAUCAACCCGGACUCCUCCCUCGGCGACGUCGACGCCGAGCUCGAGCGCGCCCGCCGCCGGCCCAUCCCCGGCGCCGCCUUCAACGUCGCCGAGAACGGCGUCACCAGCGACAGCGUCUACAACACCUGGGCCUGGUCCGGCGCCGACCAGCGCGCCCUGCGUUCCGGCAAGCGGUCCAUACUCGUCCCGCCCGACACCCCGGACCCGUGCGGGAAGCGCAUCGACUACAUAUUCUUCUCCCCGCAGGUGACCACGACGGUGGAGCCGCCCCCGGCAACCGCGGCGCCCGCCGGUCCGGACAACCGGGCCUCGGGUGGCCAGGGGCCCCGGGACAAGAAUCCGAACGGGUCGGCCGAAGCGGGCACGAGCCGCCGCUUCUCGGGCGAGUACUGCACCCGGGGCUGGGUCGUCAAGGACGCGCGCGUGGGCAUGCUCGCGCGCCACCCGGAGCUCGGGUGCUCGCUGAGCGACCAUUUCUCGGUCGAGGCGACGCUGCGGCUGCACACGUACCGGUCGGCGACGCCGUCGCUGUCGUCGCGGCCGCCGUCGCUCGUGUCGCUCCGGCGGCCGGCCAGGCCCGACGGCGCGGCCGCGGCGGCGUCGGGCGCGCGGCCGAGCGACGACCACGCCGCCUCGCUCCUCGCCCUCGAGGGCACCUACCUCGAGUCCCCCACCACGUCCGAGUUCCGCGCCAGCCCCGGCGGCCGCGGCGGCCGCCUCCCCGGCGACGACGACCUCGGCGCCUCCUUCGACGACCAGCUGCGCGACUGCGCCCUCGGCACCGCCUCGCACUCCUCCACCGCCUUCCUCUUCCCCCCCGCCACCGCCGCCUCCGACGCCGACCCCCGCCAGUCCCACCACUCCGCCCCGCCGCACCACCACAACCACCACCACCAUAACCACCACAACCGCUACCGCGGCGACGGCCUGCCCCGCGCCGUCUACGACGAGGUCCUCGGCCUCGUGCACGCCUACGCCGCCCGCGAGCGGCGCCAGCGUCGCCUGCGCGCCGCCCACUUCGCCGCCUGGGCCGUCGUCCUCGUCGCCUGCUGCGCCGCCGUCUGGCCCGCCUCGGCCCGCGCCCCCUCCUCGGGCGGCCUCGUCGCCUUCCUCCUCCUCCUCCUCGCCGGCCUCGGCUUCGCCGUCGGCGCCCUCGACGGCCUCACGGCCCUCCUCUUCUUCGGCGGCGAGCUCCGCGCCCUCGACGAGUUCGAGUGGGAGAUCAUGAACGCCAAGGCCACCCUCGCCGCCGCCGACGGAGCCGCCGCCGCCACCGCUACUACUACCACCGGCGCCCACCACUCCGACGACACGACUGAGGGCGGGGACUACGAGAAGGGUUGGUAA